Molecule: messenger RNA, 1407 nt
Organism: Anopheles funestus (African malaria mosquito)
Lineage: Eukaryota; Metazoa; Arthropoda; Insecta; Diptera; Culicidae
Product: carbonic anhydrase 2-like
Exons: 2
Coding region: 430-1305 (291 amino acids)
Molecular function (GO): zinc ion binding; carbonate dehydratase activity
Source: RefSeq, a predicted model, not a curated record
UGAUAUGGAUUUGUGUAAUCAAAAUCAAUGCAUGUGAAAAAUUAGAAUAAAAACGAAAAAGGGAAACCAUUUUGCUAAACAAUGCAUUAUCUCCAUCGAAGGUGUACAAUCUAAUAGACGGGAAGCUGUAAAUGCUGUCAACCACACUGUUAGUGUGCAAGCGGAAGAAGAUCACCCUUUUUUCACCCAUCAACCAAUUCGUGCCACCGGUAUGGAAAAGAAUCACAAAAUGGGAACCGGCGUUUGUGUACAUAAACGUAACCCAUUUUCUACCGACCGACCAGUUAGUGCGCUUAGCGAAGGUGCAAAAACUGCAUCGCAUUUGCGUUUUUUUUCCCAUUUUUGUGCCGCGUUAAAAAAACAGCAAAAAAGGUAACACUCAUUCAUUGAACAAUAACACCGUUUAACGGACCAUUAAGAGCUGUCGCAAUGGCUAGCCAGCGGUGCGUAGGUGCGGGCUACUACUAUGGGCUAGUUUUUACUGCCGCCUGUAUACUCGUCGGCGUACACGGCGAUUUCUCCUACGAUGAUCCGGACAGUUGGGCCGAAACCGAUCCCGACUGUGGUGGAAUGCGUCAGAGCCCAAUCGACAUCGUGCGCUCGUCGGCGGUGUUACCAUCGCUCGACCAUGUUGCACCGCUGUUGCUCGAGGGCGGUAGUCGCAAGCCGGUCUCGAUCAGUGUGAUCAACAAUGGUCAUACGGCACAGUACACGUUCAGCUGGAGCACGGAAAGCGAACGGCCAACACUGCUCGGUGGUCCGCUACCGUUGGGUGCACCGUACGUGUUCGAGCAGCUACACUUCCACUGGGGUGCCGAUAACGGGCGCGGUUCCGAGCACACGUUCGACGGGAUAGCGUACCCGGCCGAGGUACACUUCGUGUUCUUCAAGCAGGAGUACGGUACGUUCGAGCAGGCUAUCGUACACCCGGACGGGUUGGCUGUGGUCGGCGUACUGUACGAGAUCGGCGAUGACAAGGUCAAGGCGGGUGCGAAAUGGGCUCGGCCAUUGCCGAAAAUUCGGCCAGCCGGUAGCACGAUCACGCUCGAGAAUCGGGAAGUGUUUAGUCUCGGUUCGGUUGCGGGUGGCGAUUGGCUGCGGUACUACUCGUACCCGGGCAGUCUGACAACACCGCCCUGCUCGGAAAGUGUCACGUGGAUCGUGCGCGAUGGACCGUCCCCGAUCGCGCAGAAGGAUCUGGACGAGUUGCGAAAUUUGCGCGACACGAACGAUCAACCGCUGGUCGAUAACUUCCGUCCGGUGCAGCCACUGAACGGGCGUACGGUGGUACGUUACGGGUUCUAGGAUGUGGACAUUUGGCUCAGAAUUAACCAAACUUUGCACCGAUUCCAUCCCCUUUGUUUUUUUCGGUUCUGCAACCUCGCUCCCCCCCAUUACUAGAACUGG